This is a messenger RNA of Cuscuta campestris, 1864 nucleotides long. NCBI's taxonomy places the organism in Eukaryota, Viridiplantae, Streptophyta, Magnoliopsida, Solanales, Convolvulaceae. The record is from the annotation of a GenBank genome assembly.
AGACCACACCUAAUAAUAAACUAUUAUUAUUACUUCGUAGUACAUAAAACCCUCCUUAAACCUCGACCAUUCUUAAUUAUCAGGUAGCCAUGGUCAUUCCGGCGUCCAGAAGUUCGUGCGAUAAUCAACUGAAGAGGCACAAGGGCAAUAACUUUGUUGAUCAGGCGGCGGCGAUGGCGAUCCUUAACGGAGAACACCUGGCGGUGCCGCUGCAGGACAUGCGCGGGAUACGCAAGACGAGGAUCGUGUGCACGCUCGAGCCGGCUUCCCGGUCGGUCGAGAUGAUAGAGCGCCUCCUCAUUGCGGGCAUGAACGUCGCCCGGUUCAACUUCUCUCAUGGGUCCCAUGAAUACCACCAGCAAACCCUAGACAACCUGCGAUUGGCCGUCCGGAACACCUCCAUUCCUUGCGCCGUCAUGCUCGAUACUAAGGGCCCAGAGAUAAGAACAGGGUUCCUAAAGGAUGGGAAGCCAAUUGAACUGAAACGAGGCCAGGAAAUCACAAUCACUACCGAUUAUUCAAUCGUCGGUGACGAAACCCUCAUCCCCAUCUCCUACCACAAGCUCGCCUCCGACGUCUCUCCGGGAAGCACAAUCCUCUGUUCGGACGGCACCAUCACCCUCACUGUCCUCGAAUGCCACGUGGAUUCGGGGCGCGUCCUGUGCAGGUGCGAGAACUCAGCCGUUUUGGGGGAGCGCAAGAACGUGAAUCUGCCCGGGGUUGUCGUCGACCUGCCCACACUGACCGAAAAGGACAAGGAGGACAUUCUCGGGUGGGGCCUGCCGAACAAGAUCGACAUCAUUGCCCUGUCUUUUGUCCGCAAAGGGUCCGACGUUGCGACGGUCAGAGAGAUGCUUGGGGAGCACGCCAAGAACAUUGUGGUUAUGUCUAAGGUUGAGAACCAAGAAGGGGUGGACAACCUGGAUUCUAUUCUGAAGAACUCGGACGCGUUCAUGGUGGCCAGGGGCGAUUUGGGGAUGGAGAUUCCCACGGAGAAGAUUUUUCUUGCGCAGAAAGUUAUGAUCGGGAUGUGCAACUUGCAGGGCAAGGCAGUGGUCACCGCCACUCAGAUGCUUGAGUCAAUGACUAAGUGCCCACGCCCCACACGCGCCGAGGCCACCGACGUGGCGAACGCGGUGUUGGACGGCGCCGACUGCGUGAUGCUCAGCGGGGAAACGGCGGCCGGCUCCUACCCGGUGGAGGCGGUGACGACCAUGGCCAAGAUCUGCCUGGAGGCGGAGAAGUGCAUCAGUCACGACGACGUUUUCAACAUGGCUUUGAAGAGCUCGCGGAUUCCGAUGUGGCCGGAGGAGAGCCUGUCCUGCGCCGCCGUGCAGGCGGCAAACUGCGUCGGCUCUGCCUUGAUCGUGGUCCUCACCAAUGACGGCAAGGCGGCGAAUCUGGUGGCCAAGUUCAGGCCGAAAAUGCCGAUUCUGUCGGUCGCCGCCGGUGACGAUGCCCCCGUGAGGCAGGGGCUUGUAUACCGAGGGAUAUUUCCUGUUUUGUGCUCUGAAUUGAAUGCUGUCAAAGAAGGCGGUGUGAUGGAGGCGGCCGUGGAAUACGCGAAGCAGAAAAGGCUAUGCUUCACCGGCGACACCGUCGUGGCGCUCAACCUCACCGCCGGGAACGGGAUGAUGCAGAUAUUGAAUGCCUAACUAGGUAAACGGCGGCUGAGAACGAUUUCUAAGAUUGACGUGGUAGAAUAUGGAAAAGCUUUUAUCUCAAUUUAGCUUGGAAUAUAGAAAUUUUUUUCCAUGUUUUGCAACUCUGUUUUGUUUUGCUUUGUUAUUUUGGACCAAAUUCUUUUUUGUUAGGAAAACUUUUUGGGACUCAUGAUAUAAUAUUAUAAAUUGACAACUAUAUC